This is a messenger RNA of Colletes gigas, 3568 nucleotides long. RefSeq names its product UNC93-like protein. The record is from RefSeq and is a predicted model, not a curated record. The coding region runs from base 442 to 1923 and encodes 493 amino acids. Gene Ontology annotation, biological process: regulation of potassium ion transport; regulation of muscle contraction. NCBI's taxonomy places the organism in Eukaryota, Metazoa, Arthropoda, Insecta, Hymenoptera, Colletidae. The transcript has 7 exons. Gene Ontology annotation, molecular function: potassium channel regulator activity. Gene Ontology annotation, cellular component: plasma membrane; striated muscle dense body.
GUUUGACCGCGUGAUUUCGUGUUCGAUCAGUGCUAUUUCAUUCGUUGCGCUCGUACAAUCGGCCGCGUUCAUUUCGCGGGAGGAAAAUAUGAAAUCUCGUACUCGAGUACCGGUGUAAUCGACCAAGUCACGGAUGAUCCUUUCCGCGGAGGUUCCCUCGAUGUCCCUCGAACUCUGACGAAAGGCUGAGGAGCCAUUGAUAAGCGGACCACUCAUCCUCGGUCGUUGAUAUCGUGGCAAUAUUUCAAACGAGCGGCCAACAUAUUUUACGAUGCACCGCGGGACCCUCCUCGUUCCUCUCGCGUGAAAUCUGCUUUCGAAAGGCUCGUUUUCAUGCAUCGACCGUCGUUGGCGACACGCAGAACACGCGAUCUACGAACGUAAUAUAUCCUGACAGCUGGCGACGAUUUUAAUUCGUGACGAGAUUAAUUCGAUCGUGUCAUGGCGCUCGAGAAAACAGACACCGCGGGACAAUUCGUGAAAGUGCGAAACGAGAGGGCCAUUUACGAGCCGUCCGAACGAUGGCGGAUCUGGAGGAACAUUUUGGUGAUCGGGCUAGCGUUUAUGGUGAAUUUCACGGCGUUCAUGGGCGCCACCAAUCUGCAGAGCUCGAUCAACGCGGACCAAUCGCUGGGUACCUUCACCCUCGCCUCGAUCUACGGUAGCCUGAUCUUCAGCAACAUCUUCCUACCGACUUUGAUCAUAAGCUGGCUGGGUUGUAAAUGGACGAUAUCCUUGUCCAUUUUGACUUAUGUGCCUUUCAUGGCCGCUCAGUUUUACCCAAAAUUCUACACCAUGAUACCGGCUGGAUUAUUGGUCGGCAUUGGUGCGGGUCCUCUUUGGUGCGCCAAGUGCACCUACUUGACAAUCGCAGCGGAAGCAUAUUCCACCCUCUCGGACGUAGCCGUGGACGUCCUCGUCACGAGAUUUUUUGGGGUGUUCUUCAUGUUCUACCAAAUGGCGCAAGUCUGGGGGAAUCUUAUAUCUUCGGCAGUGCUUUCCUAUGGGAUCGACGCGGUGCCUGCGAACACCACGAUGCUAAACAACAGCAUCGUGGCGGAAGCGUGCGGUGCUAACUUCUGCGGAGCGACUUCCGGCGACGCUGAGGCCCCGAAAAUAGAACGACCGCCGGAGGAAAGGAUUUAUCUGAUUUCCGGGAUUUAUUUGGUCUGCAUGAUCGUGGCUUCCUUGAUCGUCGCGUUCGGGGUCGAUUCUUUAACGAGGUACAACAAAGGCAGAUCCGGUUCAGGGACAGGUUUGUCCGGAGUAAAGUUACUGGCCGUGACAUUGAAACUGCUGAAGGAGAAGAGUCAGCUCCUCAUUCUGCCUAUAAUAAUCUUCAUCGGAGCAGAACAAGCGUUCUUGUUCGCCGACUAUAAUGCAUCGUUUGUGUCUUGCGCAUGGGGAAUCAGCAACAUCGGUUUCGUGAUGAUCUGUUUCGGUGUGACGAACGCUAUAGCUGCACUGGGCGCGGGAUCUGUGAUGAAGCUGACGGGACGAAAGCCUUUAAUGAUAUUCGCCUUCUGCCUUCACAUGGGAAUCUUCGUUUUUCUGUUGCGCUGGAAACCAGUCCCCGAGCAGAGCUCCAUGUUCUUCCUGAUGUCCGGCUUAUGGGGCCUCUGCGACGCCAUGUGGCUGGUCCAAGUUAAUGCUCUGUCCGGAAUACUAUUCCCAGGCAAAGAGGAGGCAGCCUACUCGAACUUUCGACUGUGGGAAUCCACUGGUUCCGUAAUCACGUACGCGUAUAGUCCCUACCUUUGUACACAUAUGAAGCUCUACGUUCUGAUAGGGAUCCUCUGCCUCGGAAUGGUCGGCUACGGUCUAAUCGAGUGGUCCGGGAAAGCCGAUAGAAGGGUCACAGCAUCGAAGCCCGAUUUCGAGCUGGUCACCAACGGCGAAUCAAACGACACGACGAAACUUUGAGGCGACGGGAAUUCUGUCGAACGUUGCUUUCGUGUCUCGUGCAUUCCAUGGAAACGAUUGUAUGAUCUCUUACGCGGCAAUAUAAAUCGAGUGCAGUGAUUCUUAAGCAUAUGUAUAUUUUUUUUAAACGUGUACGAUUUUCAUAAUACGCAAAGAAAUACAUGAUCUCGUGUAGCGUUGAAAGAUACGCGAGACGAUUCGAAAUCCUAUUCGUACGAGUAUUUUCUCGAAAAAGAGACCGAUUUGUCGAAUGAAUCGUUGCAGAAAGGUAGACUCAGAAUCGUGUAAAUAAUAUAUAAUUCCGUUAUACAUAGAAAUCAUACAUAAAUGCGAUGCACGUAAAUUUCUAUGUACAGAGAGUGUCGGUGGAACGAGCGGUCAGGACCUGAAGGUAUGUGAUCUUGUGUGAUUUGUACCACAAUAUAUGUUUUUAUUUUAUUCUUGUGGACACCUACUAGAUUUUACACAGGUAUUUUCGCUUAACCGCUAAGAUUUUUCAUCUCCAUUCUUUUUAAAUACGUAGUUUAAUGUUACAUCGUGUUGUCUAGGUGCUAACAUUCAAGCUAAAGCUACGGCUGCUUAAUUUAAUUGUAUACUUAAUGUGUUUAAUUGCGUUCGACUGUAUCGGUGUGUAAUUGUAAUGUAUGUAUGCGGCGUAUGCGUGUAACAUCAACGCGUGUCACUUUUCACGGUGUGUUCGUAUGCUCGUCGUUUAUUGCGCUGUCACGAUCAAUUGUCUCCCGUCAUGAAGAUCGAAGGCGUUGGGGUGAAUCAACGAUCAUUACGCACUGGCGUUUUCCUAUUUUUCGUGUGCCACGAUCGAUCCUUCUCGCAGGAUAAUGCCUGCACGAACGAAUCGCGACGUGGAAUCAAUUGACCCUGCAUCUCGUAAUCACACGUCGUCGAGAUUGCCUGAUUGUAUUGUGAACGUGUGCUAGCUUAACCCUCGUUAUGUACAAUUUAAGUUCUGCAGUUCAGUUAUAUACUUUAUAAAACGUAGUAGGAACUUUGGUUUCGCUGGGCAAUGUUUCAGAAGCAGUUUCCUCUUGUUUCGCAUAGCAACGAAAAUUCCGCCUCUUGGUUCGUCUUUGUUUUUCGUCGAUCCGGUUUCCCCACAGUUUUAAAAGAAAUGCUUCGCCUUGUCCCGUUAACAUAGUUUGUCUUUUUCUUUUCUUUUUUUUUUUUUUGUUUACUCUCCCGCACGUAUUUUGGACAGCCUGGACAAAUGAUUCGGCCGGAAACUGUUAUAAAACAUUCGCCCGUGGAUCUAUCUUCCUUAGAAAUAUGACACUCACGAAUACAAUUCACGAUUUUUAAUACUCAUGUUUAUAUUUCCGUAUGACCUAUUGAAUAUCAAUUUCACGAAGAAAAUACACAUGAUUCGUAAACUUUUUUUCUCUUUUCGUUAUUCAGUGCUUCGCUCUCUCUCUCACAUUGUCAUUUGUUUUUGUUCACUCGCGAGCAUCCACCGCGCGCGCCAUUCUUCACCCUUCCCCCACCCCUUUUUUUCUCAUAUAACAAAAUUUAAUAACCGGAAUAUCUCUGUACAAACAUGUUCACUCUUACGCAACGUACGCAUCCCGACCCUGACGAUCAAAAUUUUGAAUUUUGAAUAGUUUCCCUUCCCCUCGAACCCCACCCCCGC